GGUUUAUAAUUUGAUGAUAGGACUUAUUGGCUGGCGGCACGGACACCUCAGCAACAACCGUUGAAUGGGCUUUUUAUGAACUUCUUAGACAACCUAAGAUUAUGAAGAAAGCACAACAAGAGCUAAGCCUUGUCAUUUCACAGGACAGAUGGGUUCAAGAAAAAGAUUACACUCAACUCCCUUACAUUGAGUCAAUCAUCAAGGAAACAUUGAGGCUUCACCCAGUAAGCACCAUGCUUCCACCGCGCAUUGCCUUGGAGGAUUGUCAUGUAGCAGGCUAUGACAUACCUAAAGGUACAAUUUUAAUUGUGAACACUUGGAGUAUUGGAAGAAAUUCACAGCAUUGGGAGUCACCAGAAGAAUUCCUUCCGGAGAGGUUUGAAGGGAAGAAUAUUGAUGUCACAGGACAACAUUUUGCGCUCUUGCCAUUUGGCGCGGGCCGGAGAAAGUGCCCAGGAUACAGUCUUGGGAUUCGUAUAAUUAGGGCAACUUUAGCUAACUUGUUGCAUGGAUUCAACUGGAGAUUGCCUAAUGGUAUGAGUCCAGAAGACAUUAGCAUGGAAGAGAUUUAUGGGCUAAUUACACACCCCAAAGUCGCACUUGACGUGAUGAUGGAGCCUCGACUUCCCAACCAUCUUUACAAAUAGUGGAUAAUUAAAACCAUUAAAAUCGUUUUGUUAUAUGCAUGUCUCAUAUUUGUAGCGGUCAAAAUGUUUGUUUUCUAUCAUGGAUGUUCAGUGCGAGGUUGGGAAUUUCAAGUCA
Messenger RNA from Nicotiana tabacum (common tobacco), 762 nucleotides. The record is from RefSeq and is a predicted model, not a curated record. Lineage: Eukaryota; Viridiplantae; Streptophyta; Magnoliopsida; Solanales; Solanaceae.